UUCAUCGAAUUGCGAUCGUCCUACGCACGCGUUUAAAGAGGGGAGCCCUCGCACGUGCUUGCCGGAUUGGAAUUCAAUAGGUGCACGUGUAGGCCCCAGACCACGAGGCUCGGAUACACAUGUUAAAAUGUUAUCCCCUCUCUCCAUUCCCUCCCAUAUAUUACGCAUUUAUCAACUCUCAUCUCUCACUCUCUCGCCCUCCCUUCUUCACCUCGACCCGAAUCCGAACUCGAACCGGAACCCGAACCCGAACCUACCUCGCUUCGGAUCCUAAAUCGGGUACAGUUAUGGGAACGGAGAGUUACACUUACAUGGGACGAAGCUUGAGCGAACUGAGCAUCAACGAUGAUUCAUCUUCUUCAGCUUUCAGCGACUGCAACAGUGACAGAUCUGGUGAAUUCACCACCGCUUCUUCACAAUCCCGACGACUCCUCAUCGCUUGCGCUUCCGAGAAUUCCGACGAUUUCAUCCGUCAACUCGUUUCCGAUCUCCACUCCUCUUCCAUCGACGAUCAAAAACAAGCCGCCAUGGAAAUCCGAUUACUCGCCAAGAACAAACCAGAAAAUCGCAUCAAAAUCGCCAAAGCAGGCGCGAUUCAACCUUUGAUUUCUCUUAUCUGUUCACAAGACCUUCAACUUCAAGAAUACGGCGUCACCGCGAUUUUGAAUCUCUCGUUAUGCGACGAGAACAAGGAGGUUAUUGCUUCGUCGGGAGCGAUUAAGCCUCUGGUUCGAGCUCUCGGCGCGGGGACAUCAACGGCGAAGGAGAACGCGGCGUGCGCGCUGCUUCGUCUCUCGCAGGUGGAAGAGAACAAGGCGGCGAUUGGGCGUUCCGGCGCCAUUCCGCUCCUGGUGAACCUUCUACAAGGCGGCGGUAUCCGCGGGAGGAAGGACGCGUCGACGGCGCUGUACUCGCUGUGUACGGUGAGGGAGAACAAGAUCAGGGCGGUGAAGUCGGGGAUUAUGAAGGUGCUAGUUGAGUUGAUGGCGGAUUUCGAAUCGAACAUGGUGGACAAGUCGGCGUACGUGGUGAGCGUGCUGGUUUCUAUGCCGGAGGCGAGGGCGGCGCUUGUGGAGGAAGGCGGUGUUCCGGUGCUGGUGGAGAUCGUUGAGGUUGGGUCGCAUAGACAGAAAGAAAUCGCGGUGGUUAUUCUGUUACAGGUCUGCGAGGAUAACGGCGCUUAUCGCACCAUGGUGGCUCGAGAAGGUGCGAUUCCACCUUUGGUUUCUUUAUCCCAAUCCGGCACCAAUCGCGCCAAGCAAAAGGCAGAGAAACUAAUCGAGCUUCUGCGGCAACCAAGAUCCGGCAACGCUGCUUCCCGGACUUCAGAAGUGGCGGCGUAAACCCCCAGCGUGUUAAAUGUGAAACUACGGUUAAAACUGUUAAGACAAAGUGCGUCCUCAAAAGAGAGACAGAGAGCUCAAAUUUGUAAAUAUCCUCGUUACGGAGAAGCGUUGCAAAGAUUGUGGUGUAAAUGAUUGAGUUUGAGUUUGGUUUUUUUUUUUUUUUCUUUUUCUUUUGGACUUUUACAAAAUAAUGCACACCACUCAAUGCCACUGCAUCUUUUGUUUUCUGAAUUCUGAAUGUGAUGAUUGGUGCUACCUCUUUUGGGUC
Gastrolobium bilobum is the source of this 1614-nucleotide messenger RNA. Its product is annotated as U-box domain-containing protein 4-like. Gene Ontology annotation, molecular function: protein binding. The record is from RefSeq and is a predicted model, not a curated record. Gene Ontology annotation, cellular component: cytoplasm; nucleus. The transcript is spliced from 2 exons. Lineage: Eukaryota; Viridiplantae; Streptophyta; Magnoliopsida; Fabales; Fabaceae. The coding region runs from base 120 to 1343 and encodes 407 amino acids.